AGCACAUGGACAACGAUGUCCAGAUUAUUACUGCGUUACCUGUGUCUAACAAUUUCUUUCGUACUCUCAAAUUGCGAAAUUUACAAGGAUCGGCCUAAAAUAAAGUCUAAAGAUGGAGAUCUCUAUUUGCAACCAGCAUAUGAUAGGAGCAUAUAUUUAAGCACUAAUGGCCCACGAUCUACUGUUUUCGUUGGUGAAAUCAACUUACUCAACGUUAGCACCCAUAAUAAAAUCGAGACGUAUCAACCCGUACAGAACGACGACAUCGAUAAACUACUAAACGGUCGCAAUGGUAUAUUACAAAGGCUUGAAACGUUGGAAAAUCAAAACUUGAUAUUACCUAGUGAUCUGCAACAUAACAUAUCUGUGAUCUGGACAAGAAUUAAUAGAAUAACGAACAGAAUCCAUAACCUUCAAACACAACUCAAUAAUAGAGGUAAAGAUGAUUGUCAAUCACAUACAUGUCUAAAUGGAGGCACUUGUUUACAUUUGGUGAAUGGAUAUCAUUGUUUAUGUCCUUCCAAUUGGGAAGGACGAAAUUGUGAAGUCGAUGUCAACGAAUGCCGAAACUUUUUUGGUACAGACUUGGGCUGUCAGAAUGGAGCAACAUGCAUUAAUAGACCUGGUACUUACGAAUGCUUGUGCAGAUCAGGAUGGCUUGGAAUUCAUUGUACGAGUAGGGAGAAAGAUUGUUCCGGAGGAAAUUAUGAAAUGUGUGGUCACGGUACUUGUGUUGCAGUCACAUCUGGCGUGGGUAUCAAAUGCAUUUGUGAUCAAGGCUGGACUACAAAUGGGACUGCAGUAGCAUGUCUAACUGACGUGAAUGAAUGUGAUACAAGUCUAGGUCCCCGUUGCUCUAUUAAUCCUAAAGUGGAAUGUAUCAAUCUUCCGGGAUCAUUUCGCUGUGGUCAAUGCCCACCGGGUUAUGACGGAGAUGGAUACAGUUGCUACGAUAUAAACGAAUGCCAAACUAUCCCUAACGGUGGAUGUAGUCCUUUGGUAGCAUGUCACAAUACUAUAGGUUCUCGUAUAUGUGGUCUUUGCCCACCUGGAUACCAAGGUGAUGGCAUAACAUGCUCAUGGAGGGGCUCUUGCAGUAUUAAUCACGGGGGAUGUCAUCCAUCGGCGCAAUGUAUCGAAAACAUGGCAUUUGGUGGUCAAAUUGCACAAUGUCUAUGUCCUGAUGGCAUGGAUGGAGAUGGAGUUGGACUCGACGGGUGUUAUAUAUCAGCAAGCAACAAUUCCACUCACAGUUGUGUGGACGAACCAUGUGGUCCUCAUGGACAAUGCCACAUGCUCCGGACAGGAUACACUUGUUUAUGCUACAGAGGAUUCACGGGAGCCCGUUGUAAUAUUACACAAGAUUACUGUGCCAACAACCCAUGCCAAAACGGUGGUGUAUGCAGAACAGACGAAUCAAUGGCAAAAGGAUUCCGUUGUGAGUGCAGUGCAUUAUAUACAGGAACAAUGUGUCAGGUACGUGCUAGAAAUUGCGGAGGUUUACUAGAUAAUGAGGAGGGCAGUAUUGUUUAUCCCAUAUCUAAUACCACUUAUGAACAUAAUUCCAAAUGCGCCUGGGUUAUUCAUACUGCACCAAAUAAAGUUAUCAAUGUUACUUUUAGCAAAUUUAAUUUAGAAUUAGAACCUGAAUGUCGGUAUGAUUUUUUACAAAUGCAUGAUGGUCAAAGUUCCUCUAGUCAACUUAUAGGUAGAUUCUGUGGUAACAAAUUUCCUAAGGGUGGUAACAUUAUAUCGAGUCACAAUAAUUUGUAUCUCUGGUUUCGUUCGGACAAAACAGUAGCCAGAGAUGGCUUUGCAAUGCAUUGGAAUAGUAUAGACCCAAUUUGUGGUGGUGAAAUAAAUGCUACCACACACGGCCAUAUCAGCUCUCCAGGAUCGCCUGGAAAGUAUCCACCUAAUCGAGACUGCUAUUGGCAUUUAACUACUUCUUUUGGCAAGAAAAUACAAUUACAUUUCUUCGAAUUCGACAUUGAAGCACAUGCUAACUGUAGUUAUGAUUAUUUAGCUAUUUAUGAUGGAGAACACUCUUAUGACCCACUUCUUAAUAAAUAUUGCAACUCAACCCAGCCAGCGCCUGUCCAGUCAGCAGGCUCGGAAUUAUUAAUUCAUUUUCACUCAGAUGCUUACAGUUCCGGUAACGGAUUCCAAAUAGCAUAUGCCCCUAUAAACGGGGUGCCAGGGUGCGGGGGGUACUUUACUGAGGAACAUGGAGACAUCGUAUCACCAACAUACAAUGGAUUUUAUUUAAACAACCUAAUAUGCGAAUAUAAAAUUAAAACUAGUCCAGACACGAAAAUAAAAAUUAUCUUUAAAAGCUUUAACAUAGAGAGAUCUUUAAGAUGUCACUAUGACUAUUUAAAAAUUUACGAUGGACCAUCUUCAGAUUCACGUUUAGUCGGCAAAUUUUGCGGCGAUGUGAAUUAUCCAAAGUUUUAUGUUUCCUCUUCAAACUUUUUGUUCUUUAUAUUCAGAACUGAUCGCACUAAAACAUUGGAAGGAUUUAGAAUAAGUUAUAAAUCCAUAUGCCAGUACACUAUAACCGGAGAUAGUGGUGUAAUAAAAUCACCUGGAUAUCCUUUCAAUUACCCAGUGAAUAAAGUAUGUGAAUAUAUCAUCGAAACUAUUCCUGGAAAGGCGAUACAAUUAACUUUCAAAGAUUUCGACAUCGAAGAUAACCGAUAUUACAGUUGCCAAUACGAUAAUUUAGAAAUAAGAGAUGGCCCUAACGUAAAUUCCACUCUUCUUGGAAAAUAUUGUGGAGGUACGGAGCACAUCCCUCCUACACAAACUUCCACCCAUAACUUCUUGUACUUAAAAUUUACUUCCGAUAUAAGUAUUUCCGGCACUGGUUUCUACGCAAACUACACUACACUUGAUGUCGAAUGUGGUGGUAUAUAUAAACAAACAACUGGUCUUAUUAAUCAUCCAUCUGAUGAUUCACUAUACAAAAACGAACAAAAUUGCACUUGGAUUUUGAUCGCACCCGAGGGAAUGCAUAUAAAACUAAAUUGGAAUAGUUUUGAUUUGGAAGAAAUGCCAUCAUGUGAUAGUGACUAUUUGGAAAUUAUCGAAAUGGAUAGUAAUAAUAAAUACGAUACCAUGGGCAAAUAUUGUGGAACUGUUUUACCUCCCGCUGUAACAACAAUGACAAAUCGUCUUAUUCUUAAAUUUGUUUCAGACCGAACUAUUCGCUCUGCAGGUUUCUCAGUAUCCUAUACAUUUUUAAAUUCAAGGUCUCAUUGCGGAGGUACCUAUGUGAAAACUCACGGAUUUAUUUAUUCUCCAGAUUGGCCUAAAAAUUAUGAACCUAAUCGUGAUUGUGUCUGGACCAUCAAAGUUCCUGCAGGGCAACAGAUUUCUCUUAAUGUUUCUCAGUUUGAUUUAGAGAGAUCUAUUCGCAACAAAUGUGAUAUUGGAGAUUAUUUGGAAAUACGAAAUGGUGCUACAGCAAAUUCACCGCUGAUCGAUAAAUAUUGCGGUCACUUCAAUUGGAAGCGUUUUAUUUCAACGGGCAAUUCAUUAUAUCUACAUUUUCAUUCUGACUUCUAUAUGGGGGGAGCUGGUUUCAAAAUAGAAUGGGAUGGUACUCUUCAAGGUUGUGGUGGAACAUUAACAAGUUCUAGUGGAUCUAUAUCCUCUCCUAACUAUCCUGAAGUAUAUGACGAAAACUCUGAAUGCUUUUAUAAAAUUAUUACAAGUCAUGGAUCACGAAUUAGCAUUAGUUUCAAAGAAUUAGAUUUAGAGCGCACGCCACAUUGUAGAGACGAUUAUGUCGAAAUAUUUGAUGGUAGAGACGCUAAUGCAAAGAGUUUAAGGAAAUUAUGUUUCAUGUCACCAGCAGCGAAUGGUAUUGAAACAACGACAAACAUUGCAUAUGUUAAAUUUAGAUCUGAUUUCUAUAUGGGAGGCAAAGGAUUUUUACUUGAUUAUGUUACAAUAUGUAGAAAUAAUAUUACUGGAAGUUAUGGUGUUAUUGAAAGCCCUGACUACCCGAACAAUUAUCCUUUAAAUCUAAACUGCUUAUGGACGAUAAAUGUAUCUAAAGGAAGCAAAAUUAAUGUAACAUUCACACAUUUUGAUGUCUAUAAAUCAAUUCAUCUGCGCCAAUACCGUCGCUGGUGGGCUACGACGUGGCGACCAGGUUGUGAAAGAGAUUAUUUACAACUAAAAGAGCCAUCUCAAUACCAAGAACCAAAUAAACUAUGUGGUACAUCAGUUCCUUCAGCUUUAAGCACAAAAGGUAAUAUAUUAGAAAUAAAAUUUGUAACCGGUCUCUUUAAUUUUCAUUCAGGAUUUCGACUAGAGUGGGUAAGGGAUGGUUGUGGAGGUCACAUCCGUAAAAUGUACGGUGCGUUGUCCAAAAUGGUCGACUCUGGUGGACAAUUGGAAUGUGAAUGGAUUCUAGAAGCACAACCAGGAAUGAGUAUAUUUAUAGUUUUGACAAAAUUAUAUGUUGCGGAUUCGCCAAAUUGUACAACGGAUUCAUUAGAAAUUUACAACGGACCAAAUAUUGACUCGCCACUAAUAUCAAAAAUAUGUCACAAGAAGGACGUAACAAUACAAGGUAACACCAAUUUCCUGCUAGUAAGAUUUAUAAAACAAUCAACGUUAAAAGAUGUUCAUUUUGAGAUACAAUACACUUCAGCUAAAUCUGUUUGCGGCGGCGUAUAUAACUCAGUCUCAGGUUUCAUUACUUCGAAAAAUUACCCGAAAAAUUAUGAAAAUAACAUGGAUUGUACUUGGUCCAUAACUGUCGGUGUGAAUCAUCGAAUUGAAUUAAAUUUCGUUGAUCUUGAUCUAUACUCUAACGUUAACUAUGACAUACCAGUUUGUGGUGAUUCGAUUAGAUUAUACGAUAGUAUGGACAUAUCAAAUUCAAACUAUACAGAUAUAAUUUGCCCAAAUUCACAUACCUCACAAUAUAUUUCGAAGGGAAACACACUUUUAUUACAGUUCAUAACUGAUAAUUAUGGGACAGCAAAAGGUUUUAAGAUAAAUUUUAGUGAAACAUGUGGUGCAGCAAUAGUAGCAGCUUACGAUGGAAUAAUAACGAAUGAUAAAUUUAUUAGUAACUCCAAUUUAAGUUGUGUCUGGACCAUUUCGGCUCCUGUCCCUGACAAAAAAAUAUCAUUAACGAUAAGUCACAUAUCGUUACCUUAUGAUAGUGAUAUUAAAAACAAAAGCUGUCCUUCUUCUUAUUUAAGAAUUUAUGAUGGAGACGAUGAAAAUGCUCCUGUUAUUGACGAAUACUGUGGACAUCGAAUACCCUCCAUGAUUGUCAGUCAUGGUAGCGCUAUUACUGUACAACUUGGCACUAAUACUGAUAAAAUUAUAGGCCAUUUUUCUGCACAUUAUACCUCCAUAGACUCUGCAUGCGGAGGAACUUUAACUUCAGAAGAAGGCGCCAUAGCUUCACCUGGUUACCCUCGAUCAUACCCAAUAAACGCUAACUGUGAAUGGAUUUUAAAAACAUCUCCAGGAAAUAAAGUGUACAUAGCGUUUGAAUCUUUUAAUAUUGAAUAUUCAGAAGAAUGUAAUGAAGAUUAUUUAGAGAUCCGUGAAAAUAAUGGCGGCGGUCGCCUCAUUGGUGUCUAUUGUGGUGACACUGUACCGAUAAAUACAACAAUAGCUGCAGAGUUAUUCAUUAAAUUUCACAGCGAUAAUAAAUAUAGCGGUCAAGGAUUUCUUAUACGCUAUGGGUUUAUUCAUGGAAACGAAAUCACAAAUCUCGAAAAUGGUGAAAUAGCAUCACCUUUAUAUCCAAUUGCAUACGAUAGGCCAGGUGAAUUCUGGUGGCGAAUUACGAGUGGAGUGGAAGCUAUUACUAUCAUAAUAGACAGAUUAGAAAUUCAUACUUAUGGUGACAUUUGUUACAGUAGCUUAACUGUUUUUGACGGACAUAAUGACGAAGCUCCAGUCAUGGAACAAUUUUGCGGAAUAUUAACAGAAGAAAAAGUACUACACACAUCGUCUAAUGCCGUUUAUAUUAAACUGACAUUAGAUGAGUCCAACAGCGGCGUUUUGUUCCAUCUUCGAUGGUCUCGAGAAAAUAAAGUAGUAGAACCUGAAGGCACUUCAAUUAAUUGUGGUUCUAAUGACACUGAAAUUAUUAUGCCCGGUCACGUCACUGUAUUUACGUCACCUAAUUAUCCUGAAGAAUAUGACAAUAACUUAAACUGCCAAUGGAUAUUUAAAUCGAUGCCAGGCUAUCAUUUAACAUUAAUGUUUAACGAUUUUAACAUUGAAGAAAUAAACAGUUGUUUUGCAGACUUUGUAUCAAUUUAUAAAUCUGAUAACUCAAUUGACUGGAUACCAAUUAAAGAAAAUAUAUGUACUACCGAAAGUACGUCACAAGGUUUUAAUUCAAGCACAUAUUUAAAAAUUACUUUCCAUAGUGAUUUAUCAGUGGUAAAGAAAGGUUUCCAUGGUUUAGUCAAAUCUGUAUGUGGUGGUACAAUUACAGACUUAUCUGGUGAGUUCGGUCCAAUUAUAUCCGAUAAUAUAAAUACCUAUACACAACCAAAGGUAAAGUGUAAUUGGAUAGUAAAAGUUCGUCCAGGCAGACAUAUACAUUUAAUAUUUGAAUAUUUUAAUAUUACAAACAAAGAUGACGAAUGCAAGACAUUUGUUGUUCUGCAUAAUGGCAAUUCAGUGGAUGCACCUUUACUAUCAAGUGGAAAAUAUUGCGGUUACUCGCAUGAGAAUAGAAGUGAAAUAGUUACUUCAAGUAAUACAUUAUUUGUAACGUAUGAAAGUAGUAUUUAUCAUAAUUUGCAGUCUAUAUUUCAUGGUUUCCGUAUACGAUAUGAAGAAGAAGGCAACAAUUGCGGAUCAGUUAGUAAAUUAGACAUUGAUCGUCCGUGGGAAAUUAUAAGUUCACCAAAUUAUCCUUCCAUACCAGAUCCAUAUUCUGAAUGUGUGUGGAAAUUCAGUGGGCCUUUCGGCGAAAUAUUAAAAAUAGAUUUUCUAGACAGAUUUGAUUUAGAUUAUAUAGAAGACUGUCCUACAGAAUCCAUUGAAAUUCACGACGGUUUAUCAGAAUUAGCUCCGAUAAAAGGAAAAUUUUGUGGUGAAAAACCAGGAACUAUCAAAACCAGUAGUAACACACUAUAUAUCAAAUACUUUACUACUUUGUCAGAACCAAGGAAUGGGUUCAAAGCUAAUGUAUCUAUAGAUAUUUGUGGUGGCACUGUAAUUGGCUCAGUAGGUGAAAUAAAAUCACCAGGAUAUCCUAACAUGGUAAAAUUAUCUUCUGGAACGGUUUGUGAGUGGCACUUAAGAGGUAACCCUAGUCAUAUUUUGACUAUUAAGUUAGAGGACUUAGAUUUACUAGAAUCAGAAUCACCAUGUGGUACCAAAGUUACGAUUGAAGAAAAUAUACCUGAGAACAAUACAGUUACUAUAUUAAAGACAUUUUGCUCAGAAAGUGUUUUUAAUAUAGGAUCUGUAGUUGAAACAUCUACAAACGAGGUUACAAUAAAACUACAUCUCGGUAAACCAAGCGAGUAUGCGGUAGUAACUCAUUCACGUGGGUUUAAAUUUACUUUUAAUUCUUCUCUACCAUCUUGUAAUGGAAUUAUUACAACACCUGAGGGAUAUUUAACAACACCAGGAUAUCCUCGUGAAACGUCCAUAAGACAAUGUCAGUGGAGAAUUACAGUUCCCAAUAAAAAACGUAGAGUUCGAUUAGAAUUAUUAGACUUUGAUGUUGAUAAACAGAGAAUCGGUAUAUAUAAUGACAAAAACUUUCAAACUAGCAUAGGAUAUGUGUCUAACAGUGACACCUCUACAAAUAAUACGAGUGUUUUCGAAUCUUCUGGUAACGAACUUGCAUUAUAUAUCUGGUUAAAUAGUUUCGGAAAAACUCACCGAUUUAAAGCAAAAUUUAGUUCUGACGAGGAUGCAUUGUGUGGUGGAACGCUGAGUGGAAUAACUGGGGAAUUGAUAUCCCCAGUUAUUGACCGAUCCUAUUCUUGUAAUUGGCACUACAGCCAGGACUUGUUUGCUGAUUUUAAGAAUUACAGCACCUUGUAUAUUACUGCAACUGUAAACUCAUCAGUAACAAGAUCACGAUGUAGAUACUCUGAUCCUAAAUUAAAGAUAAAAUCAGCUUUUAAUCGUGGAAUGUUUGGUUUUCAUCGAGAAAUUUGCGGCAAUAAUGAAGCUUCAUAUCGGAUACCAACCAAUGUAAUUGACUACAGAGCAACAAAGAGUGAGAGUGAUUCGUUUUACUUCCGAGUUCAAUGGAAGUUGCAACCAUGCGGUGGAUUAAUACAUGCAGGAGAUAAUCCUGUGAAUAUUAUAAAUAUAUCGAACACAUCUCUAUCAAAGUAUACUGUAGACUGUGCUUGGACUAUUCAAUUGCCUCCAGGAAAUAAGGUUGAAUUGAAAUUAGAGGGAUCUUUCUUAUUGGACUGCCCCGACGAGUUCUUAAAAAUAUCCCGUAAUGUCCCAUUUUCAUCUUAUAUAGGAGAUUACUGUAAAAAUAGAAUGCAAGAUGCUGCUAUUGUUGAGUCAUUUUCAAAUAUUGUUGUUGAGUAUCACUCUAGUCCAAAGAAUUCUACAAACAUAAAACUUAUGGUAAAAACUACCAGGCAUGGUUGUGGGGGAUUAUUAGGAGCUUACGAUAGAAUGUUUGCAUCACCUAAUUACCCAAAUGAUUACCUUAGUAACCAAGAAUGCUCAUGGGAAAUUAAAACUGAUUUAGGAUUCAGAAUAUCACUUAAAUUUGUUAACCGUUUUGGAAUAGAAAGCAGGCCAAACUGUACAAAAGAUUCCGUGAUAAUUUAUGACUGGAAAGACGAAAAGUAUACUCAAGUCGCAAAAUUAUGUGGUAGAGAACUACCACCGUCAUAUAAUUCCACGUAUAAUCGUAUGAAAGUAGUAUUACAUACGGAUAAUGAUAUCAAUUUAUAUGGUUUUGAAGCUUUGUGGGAUAAUUUCUGUGGAGGAACAUAUGUAGCGACAGAAAAAAAACAAUAUAUUUACAGUCCCGGUUAUCCGUAUAGCUACAGGCCUAAUAUGGACUGCACGUACAAAAUUACAAAAUCAGCGCCAGGGCAAAAACUUGCAAUAAAAUUUUUGGAAUUUGAAAUAGAAGGUUCAUAUCCUAAUUGCGAUAGUGAUAAUGUUACAAUAACAUCAGAAGGUAAUUAUGAUUAUAUUUACGAAAUAUAUUGUGGAAAAGAAAUCCCUCAUUACACUCCCGGUUAUGAUGACGUAAUAAUAACAUUCAAAACAGAUACAUUUUUUCAAAAAAAAGGUUUCAAGCUAUCUUUCACAUUAUUUUCUUGUGGUGGUCAAAUAAGAGAACCCAAAGUUCUAACAGCAGUACCUCAAGGUAAUUAUUACAGUAAUAUGAAUUGUACAUGGUUUAUAGAAGGCCCAAAAAAUAAAAUAGUGACAUUAAAAAUUCUUUAUGUCGAUUUAGAAAAUAAUUAUUUGUGCAGUUCUGACUACUUAGCAGUGUUUGAUGGUUUGACUAUAGAAGACGACAAACGUCUAGCAUUAAUCUGCGGUAAUGACAAUUCUACGACUGUAAUCAGAAGCAGGGGCAACACUAUGGUGUUUCAGUUUGUUUCCGAUCGCAGUAUGGUAUACAGUGGGUUCAAAGCUCAUGUGUUCUUUAGUUACUUCGAGUCUAUGGGCUGUGGUGGAAAGAUUAACUUGAUGCCUUCUUCGUCUUAUAUUUUAAAGUCUCCAUUUAUUAACUCCAAAGUAGUUUAUGAAGAUUUCUUGGACUGUCACUGGUCAAUUUUAGCACCUCCUGAUUACUCCAUUAAAAUUCAAUUUACAUCAUUUCAUAUUGCACCUUGUCAGAACGUUAAUCAAACGGCUCUAGGUUAUAGUAAAUGUGACUGUGAUUCCGUAGAAAUAAAAAACGGUGUGAAUCCUGAUAGCUACAACAUAGGCACUUACUGUGGUCAUUUUUUACCACCACCACUUAUUACUUCUUCUAAUGAAAUGAGCGUAAGACUUUCCACAGACGGUGAGAUAGAAAGUUCUGGAUUUGAAGCUACUUUAACCGUCCAAAAAUCCCUGUGUGGACAAUCAGUUUUUAACUUGUCAUACGAAAUAAAGACUAUUAAGUCACCAGGUUACGAUAAAGCUCUUAUUCCAAGAUCAAUCCGAUGCAUCUAUCAAUUGAGAGCCGAUAACAUAAUGUAUAAUACUAUUCAUAUCCGUAUUGUUAACCUAGAGUUAAAGCCCAGUACAACACCCGAUGCAUGCGACAAAGAUAAAUUAGUAAUUAGUGUUUCUAAAUCUCUACAUAACACAUCUGUUGGAAAGGAUUAUAUUAUAAGAAACACAGAUGAAUUUUUUACUAACAUGAUUUCAAUGACCUCCUUGGUAGAAAUUAAGACACCUAAAGAAAUUACACUUUGUGGACUUAAUAAAAUGUCAGAUAUAUAUGUUAGUGGAAGUGUUAGUAUACAUUUAGAAACAUCUCCUGAUUAUGAUAGUACUCCGUACCGAGGCGUCGAGAUGGAGGUAUCUUUAUCUGGAUUCUGUGGUAGGAACUACACUGAAAGACAUGGUAGGAUAAAAAGAACAUACACACCUGGCGAUGGAAACACUGACGAUUGUUAUACCCUUAUUACAGCUCCUGAAAAUUAUACCAUAUCCCUAUACUUCCUAUCAGUUAUUCCAGAUUACUGGAAUAAAGAUGUCUUCUUAGCUAUUCACGAUGGUAACGUAACUGGCUCAACAAAACUGGCAAACAUUAAUACAGAAUAUUAUAACAAUCCAGUGUUCUCCACUGGGAGAUAUCUGUUGUUACAUAGCCAUCAAGUAACAGAUGUACAAAUUACUUACGAUGCGAACUAUGUUAUUACAAACAAAGGACGUGGAUGUGGAGGUCAGCUGUACAAUGAACAGGGCAUAGUUACCAGCCCGUUAUAUCCAGAAAUUUAUCGUAAGAAAAACAAAUGCGAAUGGGAACUUGAAACUCCCUUAGGUACACGUAUAGCCUUGCAUUUCAGCGUCUUCGACUUAGGCACAGAUUGCGAUAAUAACUAUGUGGAAUUAGUAGAUCGACAAGGUAACACUAUAUCAACUUACUGUUCCGAAACCCCCGCAGAUUAUAUAAGUACUGAAACGUAUGUAAAAAUUGUAUUCACAACAACUGUAAAUAACGGUGGCUCAGGGUGGGUAGCGGAGUUUGUUGGAAUUUUGUAAUAAACCGUUAUGAAAUUAAAUAAAACAAUCAAACUAAUUCUAAUAAAUGUACGGGGCCGAAAAUUUAUUUAUUCUGCGUGGGCAAAGUCACGGAAGACGUGUAGUAGUACUAGAUUCAUAUGGGCAAACAAAUUAUACAUGACCAAUAUUCAUAGCAAAUUGCUUUAAAUUUGUCCUAUAAACAUGUAAUUGGUCUACAAGUCGUAGACCAACUUAGUUGUUGAUAACAAUGUCGUUAGUAACUACUAGUGUUAAGCUGCUUAUUGAUUGUAAACUUGUGUAAUAAUAAGAAAGUUUGUAAAUACAAUAGUUAAAUUUAUUUCUUUUUGUCCUUCAGUAUCAUGUAAUUGUAAUAUUUAUAA
This is a messenger RNA of Achroia grisella, 11561 nucleotides long. RefSeq names its product cubilin-like. NCBI's taxonomy places the organism in Eukaryota, Metazoa, Arthropoda, Insecta, Lepidoptera, Pyralidae. The coding region runs from base 16 to 11199 and encodes 3727 amino acids. The transcript has a single exon. Gene Ontology annotation, molecular function: calcium ion binding. The record is from RefSeq and is a predicted model, not a curated record.